Messenger RNA from Musca vetustissima, 2377 nucleotides. It is a transcript of the gene Suv3, whose product is annotated as ATP-dependent RNA helicase SUV3 homolog, mitochondrial. Gene Ontology annotation, molecular function: hydrolase activity, acting on acid anhydrides; ATP binding; RNA helicase activity. Gene Ontology annotation, cellular component: mitochondrial degradosome. Gene Ontology annotation, biological process: mitochondrial RNA 3'-end processing; RNA catabolic process. The record is from RefSeq and is a predicted model, not a curated record. NCBI's taxonomy places the organism in Eukaryota, Metazoa, Arthropoda, Insecta, Diptera, Muscidae. The transcript is spliced from 9 exons. Bases 9 to 2345 code for a protein of 778 amino acids.
AGUUAGCAAUGCAAAAUUCUCGAAAAACCAUUCAGUUACUAUGUACGGCCACACAAAACCUUUCGUUAAAAUCCACACCGAAACGUUAUGAUUUGUUGAGAAGUGGUGUCUUAGCUGUUCCUGCUCGUGGUUUUAAUGUGGGAGGAGUACAACGAGGACGUAAUAAAAAACAACAACCGGCAAAUGUUUCGGCACUAUUUAAACCAGUUCCUAUACAGCAUAAUGUCGAUGAAAUCGAUGUUGGUUCCGAGUUGGCGGGUAAAUUGGAAAAAUCAUCUGUGUUGAAAAUUCUAAAUAAAUUUACGCAGAGAAGGGAAAUAAAACAAUUGUGUUCGGAAAAUGGGUUGGAUAAUUACCUACAACAACAGGCAUUUGCCUCAUUUCGUCGUUUUUGCAUAGAAUCGGAAAACCUGCCAGUCGAUUUGCAUAUAACACUUAGUGAUAUUCUCAAUGGUGCCGGCCAUGUUGAUGAUAUAUUUCCAUAUUUUAUACGUCAUGCCAAAACAAUAUUUCCUCAUUUGGAUUGCAUGGAUGAUUUGAAGAAAAUAUCAGAUUUAAGAACACCCGCAAAUUGGUAUCCCAGUGCUAGGGCAAUAACACGUAAAAUUGUCUUUCAUGCUGGUCCUACAAACUCGGGGAAAACAUAUCAUGCCAUGCAACGAUUUUUAACUGCCAAAUCGGGGGUGUACUGUGGUCCCUUGAAGUUGUUGGCAACUGAGGUGUUCAAUAAGGCCAAUGAAAAGGGUACACCUUGUGAUUUGGUUACUGGUGAAGAAAGAAAAUUUGGCAUCAAUGAAAAUACCCCAGCCGCACAUGUAGCCUGCACGGUGGAAAUGACCUCAGUUAAUACCCCAUAUGAAGUCGCUGUCAUCGAUGAGAUUCAACAGCUAAAAGAUCCCCAACGUGGUUGGGCUUGGACUAGAGCGUUUCUCGGUCUUAUAGCCGAAGAAGUUCAUGUCUGUGGUGAAGCUGGUUCUCUUGAAUUGCUGCAGAAAAUAUGUGAAACCACAAAUGAAACAGUCGAAGUUCACAAUUACACUCGUCUGACGGAACUGACAAUAGAGGAUUCAGCUUUAGUAACUUUGGAUAAUGUCCAACCUGGCGACUGUAUAGUUUGUUUUAGUAAAAAUGAUAUUUACAAUGUUUCAAGGGAAAUUGAGGCAAGAGGGAAAGAAGUGGCUGUGAUUUAUGGUGGCUUACCUCCUGGUACAAAAUUAGCACAAGCUGCCAAAUUUAAUGAUCCUGAAAAUAGCUGUAAAGUUAUGGUGGCUACCGAUGCCAUUGGUAUGGGUUUGAAUUUGAGUAUACGGCGCAUCAUUUUCUACUCUCUGGUGAAACCAUCCAUGAAUGAAAAGGGUGAACGUGAAAUUGAUACUAUAUCCGUAUCGUCCGCCCUACAAAUUGCUGGUAGAGCUGGUCGUUUUCGUACCCAAUGGGAACAUGGAUAUGUUACAACGUAUAAAGCCGAUGAUUUGCCAACAUUGAAGAAAUUACUUGCUCAAACACCCGAGCCAUUGAAACAAGCUGGUUUACAUCCAACAGCAGAUCAAAUUGAACUAUAUGCUUAUCAUUUACCAAAUUCCAGUCUUAGUAAUUUAAUGGAUAUUUUCGUUAACCUUUGCACCGUAGAUGACUCCCUAUACUUCAUGUGUAACAUAGAGGAUUUUAAAUUUCUUGCAGAAAUGAUACAUCAUGUUCCUUUGCCACUGAGGGCGCGCUAUGUCUUCUGUUGUGCUCCCAUUAAUAGAAAAAUGCCAUUUGUGUGUUCAAUGUUUUUAAAGAUUGCCAGACAAUAUAGCCGUGCUGAACCAAUCACAUUUGAUUUUAUAAAGAAAAAUGUUGGUUGGCCCCUAUCGCUGCCCAAGACAAUAGUUGACCUGGUGCAUCUGGAAGCUGUAUUCGAUGUUAUGGAUUUGUAUCUUUGGCUUAGUUACCGUUUCACAGAUCUAUUCCCCGAGGCACCAGCGGUGAGAGUUGCACAGGCGGAACUUGAUGAAAUUAUACAACAGGGUGUAUUCCAAAUAACAAGGCUAUUAAAAAAUACCGAAGCCAGUCAAAGUGCUGCAGAUGGUGAUACCACCUACAGUAUGAAACGUAUUGUGCAAACUAAAGAACCCCGCAUACCAAACACAUCCCGUGGCCGCCUCACAGAUCGCCUAAUUGCCCAAGGUCUGCUGACACCCGGUAUGCUUAGUGAAUUGCGCAAAGAAUGGGACGCCCAACAACAAUCUCUCAAACAUAAAGAGCAACAAUAUCAAAACAAGUCAAAUAGUCAUGCCGAUGAUAGUGACGACGAUGACGAUCCAACGUCGAAUAGAAAUUUACGUAGAAAACGUAGAAAAUAACUUUUGUAUUUAUUUAUAGUUUAGAUUAAUUU